AUGGUGACCAAGUUCUACCAGCACAUUCUAGCCAUGGCGUUCGCUAUCAGUGAAAUCAAUAAGAACCCAAAGAUCUUGCCCAAUGUCACUCUUGGAUCUCGUGUUUAUGACAGUUACUACGAUGUGAGGUUGACUUAUUGCAGCACUCUGAGCCUUCUCUUCAAAUCACAGAGGGUGGUCUUCAACUACAUAUGUGACAGCCAGAAAAACCUCAUAGCUGUCAUUGGAGGACUUGAUUCUGAGACUUCCUACCACAUGGCGGAUAUCCUAGGUCUUUACAAGACUCCACAGAUGGUGCCCCUCUCUCUAUGCAAUGACCCAUGCCAGCCUGGUUAUUUAAAGAAAAAGAAAGAAGGGAAGAAAUUUUGCUGCUACUAUUGUGAUCAAUGCCCAGAAGGGAAGAUUUCGGACAAGGAGGACAUGGCUGAUUGUUUCAAAUGCCCAGAAGAUCAAUACCCAAGCAAGGACCAUGAUCAAUGUAUUGCAAAGAAGAUCAGCUUUCUCUCAUAUCAAGAUCCCUUGGGAAUCACUUUGGCUUCAAUGGCUGUGUCUUCAUCCCUGAUCACUGCUUUGGUGUUAGGAAUUUUUGUUAAGAACAGUGAUACCCCCAUAGUCAAAGCCAACAACCGGGAUAUCACAUACACACUCCUGGUCUCCCUCUUACUCUGCUUUCUUUCAUCUUUACUAUUUAUUGGGCAACCGAAGAAAGUUACUUGCUUUCUUCGGCAAUCUGCUUUUGGCAUCAUCUUCUCAGUGGCUAUUUCUUGUGUUUUGGCCAAAACCAUCACUGUAGUUGUAGCUUUCUUGGCUACCAAACCAGGAUCCAGCAUGAGGAAGUGGGUGUGGAAAAGAAUGACCAAUUCCAUUGUCCUUUUCUGUUCCCUUAUUCAAGGAGCCAUUUGUGCAGUGUGGAUAGUCAAAUCUCCCCCUUUUCCAGAUACGGAUAAAGAAUCAAUGACUGGUCAGAUUGUACUAGAAUGUAAUGAAGGGUCUGUUGCUAUGUUUUAUAUUGUCCUGGGUUACAUGGGGCUUCUCUCUCUCAUCAGCUUGAUUGUGGCGUUCCUAGCCAGGAAGUUGCCAGAUAGUUUCAAUGAAGCCAAGUUCAUCACCUUUAGCAUGCUAAUAUUUUGCAGUGUUUGGUUGUCUUUUAUUCCAACCUACUUGAGUACCAAAGGGAAGUAUAUGGUAGCUGUGGAGAUCUUCUCAAUCAUAGCCUCCAGUGGAGGGUUACUGGCUUGUAUCUUUUCACCCAAAUGCUUCAUUAUUCUUUUGAGGCCUGAGCUGAACAGCAGAGAGAAACUAAUAUGGAAGAAAAUACCAAGAAAUUGA
This is a messenger RNA of Heteronotia binoei (common prickly gecko), 1329 nucleotides long. Its product is annotated as vomeronasal type-2 receptor 26-like. Gene Ontology annotation, cellular component: membrane. NCBI's taxonomy places the organism in Eukaryota, Metazoa, Chordata, Lepidosauria, Squamata, Gekkonidae. Gene Ontology annotation, molecular function: G protein-coupled receptor activity. The transcript has 3 exons. The record is from RefSeq and is a predicted model, not a curated record. The coding region runs from base 1 to 1329 and encodes 442 amino acids. Gene Ontology annotation, biological process: G protein-coupled receptor signaling pathway.